Apis laboriosa (Himalayan honeybee) is the source of this 287-nucleotide messenger RNA. It is a transcript of the gene RpL38, whose product is annotated as 60S ribosomal protein L38. Gene Ontology annotation, biological process: translation; protein-RNA complex assembly. The transcript is spliced from 4 exons. Gene Ontology annotation, molecular function: structural constituent of ribosome. Gene Ontology annotation, cellular component: cytosolic large ribosomal subunit; ribosome. The record is from RefSeq and is a predicted model, not a curated record. The coding region runs from base 31 to 258 and encodes 75 amino acids. Lineage: Eukaryota; Metazoa; Arthropoda; Insecta; Hymenoptera; Apidae.
GUGUUCUAUUUAUAUUUCAUUCCUAUCACAAUGCCUCGAGAAAUCAAAGAAAUCAAAGAUUUUCUUUUAAAAGCUAGAAGGAAAGAUGCAAAAUCUGUGAAAAUCAAGAAAAAUGCCGACAACGUUAAAUUCAAGGUUCGAUGUUCACGAUUCUUAUAUACUCUUGUUAUUACAGACAAAGAAAAGGCAGAAAAAUUGAAACAAUCAUUACCUCCAGGCCUUCAAGUAAAAGAAGUAAAAAGAAGUGAACGUAUGUAAUUGAUAGAAUAAACUAACUUUUUAACAUA